Molecule: messenger RNA, 384 nt
Organism: Helianthus annuus (common sunflower)
Lineage: Eukaryota; Viridiplantae; Streptophyta; Magnoliopsida; Asterales; Asteraceae
Exons: 1
Coding region: 1-384 (127 amino acids)
Source: RefSeq, a predicted model, not a curated record
AUGGAGGAUUUCUCUUCUUUCAACACACCUAUCUGUGAGAAUCACAAUCUUGGUCCAGCUCAUGAGAGUGUGGAAGAUGUUGAUCCAACUCAGUACAGGGCAAUGAUAGGUUCUCUAAUGUAUUUGACCGCUUCAAGACCUGACAUCAUGUUCGCAGUGUGUCUAUGUGUCAGAUAUCAGGCUAAUCUUAAAGAGUCACAUAUGAAAGCAGUGAAGCAUAUACUUCGUUACUUAAAGGGGAAACCUAAACUUGGGUUAUGGUAUCCAGCUGCUAGUGAUUUGAAGUUUGUUGCCUACACAGAUUCAGACUUUGGAGGAUGCAAGUCUACCAGAAAGUCAACUACUGGUGGUUGUCAGUUCUUAGGAGGGAGGAUUGUGUCUUAG